AUGUAUUUACACCAUGACCAUGUUACUGUGGGCCGCCUAGAGCUCUGCGAACGUCUCUGCAACCAACUCAACAUCCAGCGGACUAUCUCUACAGCGUCCCGUCCACAGACGGAUGGUCAAACGGAAAGAGUCCAGCGGACCUUCGAGCAAAUGGUUCGCAGAAAUAUUCAACCAGAUGAGUACGAAUGGGAACGACUUCUCCCGGCGCUGGAGCUGGCAUGCAAUACCAGUAGCCAUUCUUCAACCAAACUCAGCCCCUUUGAGGUCAUGAUAAGGGAAAACCCUAUUCCAGCGGCGGAACUGAACAUCAUGGGAGAUCCCGCUCCGGCCGUCAUACCACCGAUGUGCAAGCUUUUCAGGCGCCUCUUCGAUCGGGCCGAAGGCUACAUUCUCAAAGCUAGCUGGGAGCAGAAAGCCUGUGCGAACACGCAUAGAAGGGAUGCGGAGUUCCAGCCAGCUGAUCCCAGACAGGUCUCGGGAUUCGGCGAUGCUUUUGACUGCCAGAAUGUAUUUCAUGUUUUUCAGCUGAUCCCAGACAGGUCUCGGGAUUCGGCGAUGAAGUCUCGUGAUACAGUAGUUGGUCGGCUACCUGCUCGUGAUAUCCAUGAGAAUUUCACUCGCUGCUACGAAACGGGCGCUAAGCUCCGCAGUAGAACGCAUGUACGCUCCAUCUUUGCAAAGGGGGCACAACUGCUUUUAUUUGAAAAUAAAGACUUCUUAAGCGCGAGCGGCAACAACAACCGCGGCGACCGGUACAUAGAAAUGUCAGGAGAUAGUCUCUCCCCUGCAUCGUCCCCCCCACCGGAAAAGGCAGACUUGAAAGAUGAAACUCCAGGAGAAGCAACUCAUGAACAACCUUCUAGCUCUUCGUGGUGGUCUUUCGGGCUAGUUUCCGCUGCUGCAGCAGCCGCCGCUGCAGUAACAGGCGGGGGUGCUACCAAUGCAGGUACAUCUCCUGAUGAAGCUUCGGGAGACGAUGUCCCGGCAGCAGAAGGAGCGCCAGAAUCGGAGGGGGAAGCUGUAGAAGCAGCAGAAGAGGAUGAGGGUGGCGCGACUGUGCGGUUUCACCCGGAAGCAACAGAGGGGGGUAAGGGGACGGGGCGGCGACGGCGAGUGCAGGAAGACGCAGUUGCCAACAUGGGUUUUGUGGAGUUAGUUGAGAAUCUGUUGCUGACGCAUGACAGCAGCAACAGAAGGGGCUUUAGAAGCAGCAGCCUAGGGAGUAUCGUGACUGAAGUCAGUAGUGAGCCGGACAGCGAUGCCGACUCGGGAUAUCUUCGUGAGGAGCAGGAGGACGAGGAACCGGAAAGCUGGGAGUGGGAGGCGGAGGAGAUUUCUGCUUUUGCCUCACAAAUCCACGCGAAGAUGUGCCAGCAGUUGGAACAGGAGGCUGCAUUUGUGGAAAUGGGUUUCAAACGGGGUAUUGCCCUCAUGACAGGGGCUCUGGCCAUUGAAGAUGAUACCAAGAUGCUGCUGCACGAGGGCCGUCUUGCCGGAUUGGGUUUGACGCCUUUAGAUGAUGAGACGGAUGCAGACAUGCAGAAGAUAGACCUUGGCAUGCUGCUGACCCUCACCCCAGAGAAUUACGGAGGCCGCUUAUUGGGCCCAAGUGGCGUUUCGGAUCGACUGAGAUCGCCUCUGUUUAAAAUGCACCGGGAAUUAACGCGACUGGGAAGCACCAGCAGCGAGGACUCUAUCUCCGAGUCGGAGACCGACCACAGCAGUAGCAACAACAGCAGCAGUGGUAACACAGUAGAGGCUACCAAAACUACCGUCUAA
This is a messenger RNA of Eimeria mitis, 1779 nucleotides long. RefSeq lists its product as uncharacterized. Gene Ontology annotation, biological process: DNA integration. The record is from RefSeq and is a predicted model, not a curated record. NCBI's taxonomy places the organism in Eukaryota, Apicomplexa, Conoidasida, Eucoccidiorida, Eimeriidae. Gene Ontology annotation, molecular function: nucleic acid binding.